This is a messenger RNA of Cyanistes caeruleus (blue tit), 5201 nucleotides long. It is a transcript of the gene RGR, whose product is annotated as retinal G protein coupled receptor. NCBI's taxonomy places the organism in Eukaryota, Metazoa, Chordata, Aves, Passeriformes, Paridae. Gene Ontology annotation, cellular component: membrane. Gene Ontology annotation, molecular function: G protein-coupled receptor activity. Gene Ontology annotation, biological process: phototransduction; visual perception; G protein-coupled receptor signaling pathway. The record is from RefSeq and is a predicted model, not a curated record.
UGUAGUGGUGGGAGUAAAAACCCCAAAGCUUUUAUAUAAUAGCAGCAUGUGUUUGCACGUGAGCUGCUCCUUUAAGAAGCCUUGGGCUACUGGAAGUAGAGAGAUCCAGAGCCCCACAGCUAUAACAGAGGGCAGAGGUUAAAUCUUUUGGCAUAUUUACCAUAAGGAUGGUCACUGCACACCCUCUUCCUGAAGGCUUCACUGAAAUAGAAGUGUUUGCCAUUGGCACUGCCCUGCUGGUAGAAGCCCUGCUUGGUUUCUGUCUGAAUGGCUUGACAAUUAUUUCUUUCCGAAAAAUCAAAGAGCUCCGAACGCCCAGCAAUCUGCUGGUUCUCAGCAUUGCCCUGGCCGACUGUGGGAUCUGCAUCAAUGCAUUCAUCGCUGCCUUUUCCAGCUUCCUCAGAUACUGGCCCUAUGGCUCUGAUGGCUGUCAAAUCCAUGGAUUCCAUGGCUUCCUGACAGCACUGGCCAGCAUUAGCUCCAGUGCUGCUGUCGCCUGGGAUCGAUACCAUCACUACUGUACAAGGAGCAGGCUGCAGUGGAGCACAGCUGCCUCCAUGAUGCUGUUUGCAUGGCUGUUUGCUGCCUUCUGGUCCGUGAUGCCCUUGCUGGGGUGGGGAGAAUACGACUACGAGCCCCUCCGAACCUGCUGCACCCUGGACUACAGCAAAGGGGACAGAAACUAUGUCACAUUCCUUUUUGCUCUGUCCACUUUCAAUUUCAUGAUCCCAGGCUUCAUCAUGCUGACAGCCUAUCAGUCCAUACACCAAAAGUUCAGGAAAACUGGGCACUUUAAGUUUAAUACUGGUUUACCAUUGAAGACGCUGGUCAUUUGCUGGGGUCCCUAUUGCCUGCUGUGCUCCUACGCAGCAGUGGAAAACGUGAUGUUCAUUCCACCAAAAUACCGCAUGAUUCCUGCCCUUAUUGCCAAGGCUGUGCCAACGGUGGAUGCCUUUGUAUAUGCCCUGGGAAAUGAAAACUACAGAGGAGGAAUAUGGCAGUUCCUCACAGGACAGAAGAUUGAGAAAGCAGAGGUUGAUAACAAAACUAAAUAACCCAUUAUGGCAUUAAACACAAUUACUGUGGGUACAUCACUGAAAGCAAAAUUCAAGAGAAAACUGAGUGCAUUCUCUGAUAUGUUAUGUGCAAAGGUGGUUCCACAUUGGAAAGGCUGUGCAUUGGCUACAAACAAUGAAGUAUGGAAAGAAAGCCCUCCAGAUAACUGUCCAAACCAUCAUGAGCUGCUUGUCAAACAAGCUGCUGUGUCGAUUGUCAUCAGUCUCAUUUUGUAUGUCACUGCGAAUAAACUAUGUGCUGGAAAGCAUUUUUUUCCUCCUGAUAAAAGCUAACAUAAACUCUCAGCAAAUUAACUGAAGCAGGAUAUUCAUUUAUCCAGUGAGGCCUCAUCAGAUCAAUCUGUGCAGGUUGUCCAUAUGGUAAUGUCUGGAUUACUAGAAGAUUAAACCAGUAUCCAGUAUUGACCACAUGUCUGUGUAAAUAGCUUGUUCAUCUGAACAACUCAUUUUCAGUGCACCCAAAACAGGGCUUUCCAAAUUUCCGUCAUGAAUCUGACAUCCUAGUUCCAUAAAAACAUUUUAGUGAGCAUGUUUCCCCAGUAAAGAAUAUUAGCUUGGCUCCUACUCAAAUGAGUUACUGUGUGACAUUCAGCUUUGUCACACAAUAAACUACAUCAGAUUUUGCAGCUGGUGCUUAGCAGGACAAUCAAAAGCUUAUAGUCCAUCAUAAAAAACAUUCAUUUUUUUGUUGAACAUUGAGCAAAAACUAAAGGGAGGUAUGAGUCAGAUUCUGUGAAAAAAUGUCAGAAUAAAAAUUAACUUCACCUCUUCCAUUAAAUUCCCCUAUGUUCUACAUAAAAAAGCAAUCACUGAAUCAGUGGUGAUUAAAGAGUCUGAGCAAUUAAAAGGUCACUUUCAUAAUUAUCAGAAAUCAUAAGUAUUUUAAACUCUCAGAAAUGUUCAUUUUAAACACUUGUAUUUGCUCAUGUUGCUCAUAUUGCCUAUGGGAUGGAAAACUGUCAGUUGAUAUUGCCUGUUAUUACAAGAUGUGUCUCAGAAUUGACCAUUUGUAAAAAAAUAUGUGCACGACACAGAUUAGGAGAGAUUGUGUGUACAAAAAGGCAAACCUAAUUGAUACUUACAGGGAUCAUGUGGUUCAUUUCCAAGCACUGACAGUGAAAGGGUUUUUGAAACUGACCAAAGAAAAAGCUGAUCCGUCCUUUUGAUGCCUUCCAACAUAUUAACAGGGAAACAGUCGUUUAUGAGAUAAAAAAGGGUAGAUGGUACAAUCCUGCAAGCUAAACAAUCAGUGGGCAGAAGGAACAUUCUUCUCAUGUCUAGAGAUAGGGAAUAAAUGUCAUUUUGUCAGCAGUUAACCAGCAGGAUCCCAUUCAGGGAUGUGCUUUGGGACUUCAUGAGGUUCAAUCUGGUCACAAAGUACCUGACAGAACACUGAAUAGUGCCAUGACAAAAUUAUGCAGAAUAAUGACAUCUAAUGCUGACAGCUAAGUCUUACAUCUUAGGUACACACAAUAUAAAGUGAGCAGAUGACAAAAUGUUUGCACUGAUAAGUGCAAAAUAAUGUGUUUGGACACAAAAUUACCUUUAAGUAUGUAUCUACAGUGACAGGCUCUGAAUGUGCAAUUAUCUCUUUCUCAGGAAAUAGGCCUGGGUAGGUCUUGCAAUCACCAGCUCCAUUGUCAGCGGGGUCACAAUGACAAAUCCCAGCAGAAUGCUAAAAAAGGAGUAGGUAACAAAAUAGGACACAUAGCCACACCAUUUGAAAACCAUUUAUUCAGACUUAGUGAACAGGGUGCAUAGUUUGGGUCAUUCCAACUCAGAGAGGAUAAACUAGAAAAGGGCCACAGAGAUGAUCAAACACAGGGAGAAGCUUGAACACAGUAGGGAGGAAAUGAAGGAAAGUGUUGGCUCAGAAGAGGAGCCCAGUGAGGAGAACAGAGACAGCCUUAUUGAGCCAUGGAUAAGGGCAUGAGAGAUGGAAUGAUUGCUGCUCCCAGUAGCAGAAGAAUGAUGGGACGUACAGUAAAAUUACUUUGAGAUGUGCAUUUUCAAAAGUUCAUGGUUUGAGGAGUGUUCUUCAUGUCUGCCUACUGAAACACAUUAUGGUUUACAUAAAAAGCCUGUAAUAAUCUAAUAAAUAACAGCUAAAGAUAUUUGAUUAGGGACUGAGUCCCUUUGGCUUAAAGGAGACAUACAUCAGGAACUCAUCUCAGACUUUGGCUUACUCCAUUUGCAGAUUGAUUUUUAACUUGCUCUUACUACAAACUUUCUAACGUGGGAGUAGAAAGCAGCAGAGCUGUGUCUUCAUUCUGUUGGACAGCUACAAAUCUAAACGUGCCUCUGCCUAGGUUUGUGCAGUCUUUUUCAUACAGAUUACUGAGAAGUAGUGAUGGGUAAAGCUGAAUAUCAUGAUUUAGAGAGCAUAACGUUGGUAAAUGGUAUUCAAGCCUUGAGACAAAUGGGGUCUCUGUCCUGAGCAGCAACCAAAGCUGUCCUCUAGAGCCCCACUGAAGAAAUGCAGGGUGUCAAAAUCACUGAAACCUUUCACACCUAGUACAAAACUUACAGAUGGACUGUGAAAAACACAGGAUGUGUUCAUAUGGUCCAGCUAUAAGGAUGGGACUAAGCAGGGGCAGUACAGGGCAUUACAGUGAGAUAAGAACAGCCUGUCCCACCCAAGGGGGAGAGAGACCUCACUUCAGAUGGUUUCCUGUGCACUCUGUCUCUCCCAUUGGGUCAGAAAUCCCACCUGGUUUCACUCUGCACCUCGAAACCUAAAGAUGUACAUAAAACUCCUGUCAUUUAUCUCCCCCCUGAAUAUCUUCAACAAAUGCUUUUCAGCCAGCCAAGCCCACAGCUGUCCCAGCCUGAGGGCUCCUUCAAACAGGUUACAAAAGCUCCUGACUGAGGGAGAAGAGGCAAACAAACCAUUUGAACAAACUGUUCAAAUUCGAGUUUAUAGCCUCGGCUGCUGACUUCCUGCCAAAGAGGGGAAGAAUUGAGGUUGCUCAUGGCUCAUUUAUUGGAUUAUGGAUACUUUCUCUCUGCAAAAAAAAAAAAACAAACAACAAACGGAAAGAAAAAAAGACAUGGAAAUAAGCGUGAGGGUUUCCAGGGACUGUACCAAGAACUAGCAGUAUCUGAUAACUGGUCACUCUUCUGGCUAUGACUAGUUCUCACCACUGAUUUUUCCACAUUAAGAGGUGGCUGAUGACCACUAACAAUGGCCUAAAUAAGCAUCCUGUGCUUCAAGAAAAUGUCUGAGAGCAAAGUGCACUGCAUCAAGAAGCCAAACACAUACUUCCAGUUAAACAUACACGGUUUAUCCUUAGCACAGUCAGCCUCCACCACAACAUGCUGACCCAGUGCCUCAUGGCACUGCUGGUUGUCCAGGUCUUGGCAGUGGAUAUCUGUUACCAUCUUGAUAACACCUGUCACAAUAAGGUGUUAUCUUGAGUAGUUUAGGCUGAAGCAUACAAAAUCUCAUCAUGUACUCUGGAGAGCCCCAGAUGGCUAAAAACAGGAUUUACAGUGCCCUAACCAAAGUACAGGCCAGGGGGAUAUACAGGGGGUGCAAGACACUCCUAUACAUGGAGUAUUCCACCUACUCUCUAAAGCAAACUGCAUAAGAUCAAAAAAUGGAGACUCAGCUUAAGACAGUACAAUAUGAACAUCAGUGAUUAAUACCUGUCCUGUCACUAAGUGACUGAGUGAGUAAAACAGCUGUGUGCCCACCACUAAAAAUAAUUAAAUGGCACCUCAGGUUAUGUCACAUUAGCCACUGCAACCCUUUGUUGGGGAGAUUUUGAACACAAUCAAAAUAGAAGUGGAAGGUGGGCCUCUCCUUAGGCUUCAAUUACUUGAUUCAGUAUCCAACUACUCUUAAUGUCCAGUGAUCUGCAGCAUUUUAUCCAAUAUCACUUAAACACCCUACCAUCCCCCUUACAGGCAAACUAAUUCUGUUCAUUUGUGUCAGUGAGCAUUUUACACACUGAUGAAAAACAGGCUUUCAAAGAAAAAACAGAAGGCAAUUUUUCCUCCUUAUCUCUGGAUACAAAGUGUAAUUUCUUCAGGUUUUCUUUCAGCAGACAUAAAUGCCUCACAUCUUAAAUAGAAUUUCAUGCAGUUCUAUUUUCAAGGUUAUUAAACGCCUACAACUCCAAA